AUGGCGGAUGAAAGCAAAGUUGCGGUGCCUGCAAAGUACGAUCUGAAUGCUAAAUGGGAUGCGUGCCUCGAUUUGGGUCUCCGCCGCUUCGUUUACUCUGCGUUCGCCGGCGCCGGCGCAGGCCUUCUUCUCUUCCGGAGUCCUGUGACACGUUGGGCAACUGUAGCCUUUGCUGCUGGAGUCGGUAUUGGUUCCGCAUACACAGAUUGCUCUCAUAUCUUUGGUGGAUCUCCACCUAAAGUAACCCCUUUCAUCACUGAUGAAUCUAAUUCUAAGAGCGAGGAAUGA
This is a messenger RNA of Striga hermonthica, 288 nucleotides long. The record is from the annotation of a GenBank genome assembly. NCBI's taxonomy places the organism in Eukaryota, Viridiplantae, Streptophyta, Magnoliopsida, Lamiales, Orobanchaceae.